Molecule: messenger RNA, 6181 nt
Organism: Cygnus atratus (black swan)
Lineage: Eukaryota; Metazoa; Chordata; Aves; Anseriformes; Anatidae
Gene: DDX6
Product: DEAD-box helicase 6
Exons: 15
Coding region: 462-1913 (483 amino acids)
Biological process (GO): P-body assembly; cytoplasmic stress granule assembly
Cellular component (GO): cytoplasmic stress granule; P-body
Molecular function (GO): mRNA binding; RNA helicase activity; ATP binding
Source: RefSeq, a predicted model, not a curated record
GCGUGUGCGUGCGUGCGUGCGCGCGGGGCGGGGCCGGCCUGCCCUGCCCUGCCCUGCCGGGAGGGGGAGGGCGCACGGGAGGAAGGAGGAAGCCGCCAUCUUGGAGCGUCGAGUCGCCAUAACAAGGCACCAAGCGGCAGCGAGAGGAUUUUGUACCUGGGCGAGGGGGAGCGCGGCUGGUGGCGAUUGAAGCAAGUGAAUUCUGAUAUAACUCAACUUUAUUAGAGGGCUUUUUUUUUUUUUACAAAAAAAAAAAGGUUGAUCCACAGUGCAUCAGAGCAAGUUACUACUUUACUUUUGAGUGACUUACAGGUGCUUGCCUGCAUUGCAAUAAAGGACUCAUAUAUUGAGCAAGACUUAUUUAUCUCUUCAUUUUGGAGAGUCUAAUAAACUGUUAUUACAGUUUCUGUACUGACUUUCAAAGUUUUGAAGUCUAAAAAGACAUCUUUAAAAAUAGAAGCAUGAGCACGGCCAGAACAGAGAACCCUGUUAUAAUGGGUCUAUCCAGUCAGAAUGGGCAAUUGAGAGGCCCUGUAAAACCCAGCGGGGGCCCAGGAGGUGGAGGCGCACAGACUCAGCAACAGAUGAACCAGCUGAAAAAUGCCAACACAAUCAAUAAUGGCACUCAACAACAAGCACAGAGUAUGACCACCGCUAUUAAACCUGGUGAUGACUGGAAGAAGACUUUAAAACUCCCUCCAAAGGAUUUGAGAAUCAAAACUUCGGACGUGACCUCCACAAAAGGAAAUGAGUUUGAAGAUUACUGUUUGAAACGGGAGUUGCUGAUGGGAAUUUUUGAAAUGGGCUGGGAAAAACCAUCUCCUAUUCAGGAGGAGAGCAUCCCCAUUGCUUUAUCUGGUAGGGAUAUCUUGGCUAGAGCGAAAAAUGGAACAGGCAAGAGUGGAGCCUACCUCAUUCCGUUACUUGAACGGCUAGACUUAAAGAAGGACAACAUACAAGCAAUGGUGAUUGUUCCCACCCGUGAACUAGCCCUGCAGGUCAGUCAAAUCUGUAUCCAAGUCAGCAAACACAUGGGAGGUGCCAAAGUGAUGGCAACAACAGGAGGAACCAAUUUGCGAGAUGACAUAAUGAGGCUUGAUGAUACAGUGCAUGUGGUGAUAGCUACCCCUGGCAGAAUUCUCGAUCUCAUCAAGAAAGGAGUAGCAAAAGUUGAGCAUGUCCAGAUGAUAGUAUUGGAUGAGGCAAAUAAGUUGCUGUCUCAAGAUUUUGUACAAAUAAUGGAAGACAUUAUUCUCACGCUACCUAAAAACAGACAGAUUUUGCUCUACUCAGCCACUUUCCCUCUGAGUGUACAGAAAUUCAUGAAUUCCCAUUUGCAGAAACCCUAUGAGAUUAAUCUGAUGGAGGAGUUAACCUUGAAGGGAGUUACUCAGUACUAUGCCUAUGUAACUGAGCGUCAGAAAGUUCAUUGCCUCAAUACGCUGUUUUCCAGGCUCCAGAUUAACCAGUCGAUCAUUUUCUGCAACUCCUCUCAACGGGUUGAAUUGUUAGCCAAAAAGAUCUCCCAGUUGGGCUAUUCCUGCUUCUAUAUCCAUGCUAAAAUGAGGCAGGAACACCGCAAUCGUGUGUUCCACGAUUUCCGAAACGGCUUAUGCCGCAAUCUUGUUUGCACUGAUCUGUUUACCCGAGGUAUUGAUAUCCAAGCUGUGAAUGUGGUGAUAAACUUUGAUUUCCCAAAGCUGGCAGAGACUUAUCUCCAUCGUAUUGGCAGAUCAGGUCGCUUCGGUCAUCUUGGCCUGGCCAUCAACUUGAUCACCUAUGAUGAUAGAUUCAACCUGAAAAGUAUUGAGGAGCAGUUGGGAACUGAAAUUAAACCCAUACCAAGCAACAUUGACAAGAGCCUGUAUGUGGCAGAAUACCACAGUGAACCUGUAGAAGAUGAGAAACAGUAACCAUAUGCGUUUUGACUACACAUGCCGGAAGGUGAAGCCCUUUGAUCCACAUCUGUGACACAUCAUUUCUUUGGGGAUACCCUUCUCUUUGUGGGUUUUUCUUCGUCUUUUCAUUUCGGAACUAUGAAGACUAAAGAGCUUGGCCUUUUUUCUUUUUAAAUUUGGCAGCAAGGAAGAAAGAAGAUGAAAGGAGGAAUGUCUUUUUGUUUUUCCACUUGUUUGCACUGUGUGCUGAUUGAACAUUAGUUGCACUAACUGCUGGUUUUAAAUUUUUUUUUUCUUUGGGUGGGAGGGGCAACAAGGGAAGAAGAGAAACCCUGGAAAGAGAAGAAUCUUGAUGAACACAAGCUUGUCUGCGAUUUCAAAUUCUUCAACCAUCGACUGAGUGCAUUUCAACUUCUCCCUGUUUACUCAUCUGUUUUUAAGCUAAAGAGCUUGUUACUUAUUCGUGCAAAGUGCCUUAUGCUAUGAGACCAUUCAGAAUAUCACCUUUCCGACACAGCCCAAGGAAUCAACAGCUGUUUUUGGUUUCAGGUCAAAGUUCCCCUCUCUUCCCCCUCUCCUCCUCCCAAAGUACUCAAGGCCAGGGCUGGGAGGUGAAACUUAUUGGUAAUACUACUUUUUUUCAACUUUUUUUUUUAAUUGGAGGAGUUGAUAUGCAUCUGCAGUUCACCCACACUGUAAAUACUGUAUUUAAAACAAAACCAACUUAAAAUCUGGGCUGAUUAGGUGCAGCAGCAUAGCUCCAGAAGGAAAGAGUAGCCUGUCAUCCUUUGCAGGAGCCAUAAGAAAAGCCCUGUGCUCUAGCAGAACACUAAAGACUGUUUUCCAUAAGUCUCCAUUAGUAGUUCCAGCACUUGAUAUGUAGACUUGUUUCAGAGCCAUGGCCCUCUUUCUUCUGGUGCAGUGUGUCCCAUAGAAAAUCAGAUGUGUAUAUUGUACAAACUUUGUAAAUAUUUUUUUUCUGUUUGGGUUCAUAUAUAACUUUUUUUUUUUGAUGAAGGUUGCUGGGGUUAAAGGGAUUAGACUGAUUAUGGGAGCAGCUAAAGAUGAGAGGGGCUCAGUUUUCUGCAACACUAAGCAAUGAGAAAUGCUCUGACCUCCCUGAAGAGCAGGCUUCCAAGUGUCCCUUGUCAGGGUGGGUUUGCUCUGGUGCUAGCAACACUGUCCUGUACCGCUUGUAUCGAAGAGAUUCCUUGCAGGGGCUCUGAGGCCUCAAAAUCUGUUGCUUACCGUGUUCAAGAUAUUCUUUGAUUUCCCUCUUAGAAAUGUCAGGAACUUCACAAGCUCUGAAGGGUGCCCUGACCUGUGUUCCACCAUGGUGUGAGGGAAAUCCAGCGGGUGUCAGUGUUGCUGAGCAGCAUAUGUAUAAGGCAUGGAUUUGGGUUUAAAAGAAACCGUAGAAAACUGAUCUAGAUGCAUAAACUGACAGUUCUGGAGCUUUAUGGGAUUGAUUUACUUCCUGCAGCAUUGUGCAUUUUCUGCCCAAAACAGCCUCUAUACAGACCUGUGAGCAGGUAAGGGUACAAAACCCCUGUUAAUGUCAGAAGCUACAGAAAGCUAUUUGCCAUCUUGUCUGUUUUGGCAUGACUUGCUCUCUGUCACUCUGCAUUGUAUAUUGCUGGAAAAUGCUUUCUGGUCAAAUAGUGUUGCUUUAAAUUGUGCCCCUCCCAACAUGCUUGAUGUUUGGCCUGAUCUACAGGCAAGAGGAGUGAGACAAAUCAAACUGUAAACUCUUAAAAUUCCCUUUUAGCCUGUUCAACUACAGUGUCAGGAGGCACCUGGAUGAAUGCAAUCCCUUUUGCUCAGUCAUUUAUUGUGUAUACAGACGCUGCACUCACACCAUGCUUGCUUAUCUUAAGGCAGGAAUUAAUUGUCUUAAUUUCUCCCAUUUUGACACCUCCGCUUUUUUCUUUCGAGUAAAAAUGUUUGGAACUAAAAGGCAGACUUAACUGUCCCAUUUCCUUGAGGAUCAUAAGUACAAAAUCAGGUGCCUCCUGACAACAACUUUACAAGAUGGAAAGGGUGUUUUUUUUUUUUUUUUUUUUUGUCAGCAGUGACUCCAUAAUUGUAGCAAAUGCUGCACUAGAGUACAAACUCAAGAGCUUGGUCACAGACACUCUGUGAGCCACACAGCUUACAUCUGACUGGCAGCCAGCUUACGAUUUUCCAGAGAGACAGAAGAGGGAUCAUUUUAGUGCAACAAAGACAUGAAAAAAUGUAAAUAAAAGUUUUUUGUAUCUUACCAGGGCACACACAUGUAACAAGAACAGGAUAGCAGUGUUGAGUCAGAUGUGUGUGCUCUGCUUGGAUUUGUGGUAGGUUAGCCUGGUGCCAUGCUUUGAUGGUCCCUCUUAAAGCACAGAACUUUUAAAUGGAAAGUAUUACUUUAAACUCGGCCUCUAUUUGAGGAUUGGCACUUACCUAAACUAUCAGGGGCACCGUUUUUAGGUGGCUUUCAGUAAAGAAGGAAGCAGCCUAUUUUUGGUGCCAAUAGGCUAUCUCUAACAGAUGCAAUCUUGCAAAUGGAAAGAUGCUCCAAACGACUAGGAUAAGCCUAGUUUUUGUUUUGUUUUUCCUGCCCAGGAGUAAGGAGUGUGUAUAGGUCUUGGCUUUUUGAGAUUCCUUUUGAUCUCCUGUUGUUUUUCUAGUCACACACCAGCCUUUACAUUUAUGCAUUACUUGGAGCCAGUUUCUGCCUUCAGUGAUGAGCCCUAGGUCAAAUAAUUCCUCUGACAAAGAUAACAUUAAGAAUCUGCUGUAUUCUGCAUUUUCCCCCCGAAAGUCUAAAAAAGCGUCAUCCUCUGAAUCUGAAGAAAUAGAGUUUCACAACUGGGUGAAAUGGCUGUGAAGAGGGUGACGCAAAUCUUCAGCCAGCUUACUCCAGAUGAGCUAUAGGCUGGUCUCAGGAUGUGCGCUGUCAAGAGUGCAGUGCAGUUGCUGGAGGGCUUUCCUUGAAGGGAGGGGGGUGGGUUGGUCUCAAAUACAUAUUUUAGUUUCCAGAAUGAGAUGGGAGCAUCUUUCCUUUGCCCUCUGGGACUUUUUUUGUGGGUAAGAACAUGGAAGCUCAACAUGAAUACGUUGUAUACAUGUUGGUAUCAAAUCAUCUCAUUCUGAUUGUUUGAUUUUUAUUUUUACUUGGGAUAGGGAAGGGUGUCUGCUCCAAGGAUUUAAAAAUGCUUCACACGCUUGUUUUUUCAAAUGACUUAUAGGACUCAAACCUUGAGCAGAGAGCUGUUCUGUCAUGGUUUCUGUUCUAGAGGUUAUCGGGAUGCCAUGCCGCACCUGCUGAGCUGCCAUCACAGUGGUUCUUGUCCUGGUGCUGGACUUAGUAAUACUGCUGGGGUUGAGCAGCUGUUGGUUUCUGAGGAUGGGGGUGAACUUUGUUCCCAGGAGCUCCAGCAGCAUGGCCACCAUUGUAAAGGUUGGGCAAAAGAAGUCCACACAAGGAGUUUUUCCAAUUGCUGUGAACUUGUAGUCUUUUUUUUUUUUUUUUUUUUGGAAUCACAGUUUCUCUUCAUGAUAAGUCAGGUCUCUGGACCAAAGAGCAUGCAUCUGAUCUUCAAAAUAAGGCUUUGGCAGAUUAUUCUGUAGGUUUUGCUCAGUUCACUGUUGCAUUGCUAAAAAUGUCUUUAUGUGGAAGCAUUGUUAAAUUCUGCUGUAGACAAAUAAGGGAAGGGUAAGGAGGGGUGGUGGGAGGGAUGGGUUUAUUAAGAUACAGCCUUGCUGUAUUUUAACCGAUAAUUAUGGGGAAGGGGUGUCAGGAGAAGAAAAUAGUCACUGUUCCCUUUAUAGAAAAAACCUGGAACUUUAUUUCAAGAAAAAAAAACUAUUUGCAAUUCACGUGGGAUGUCAUAAUCCACUGGUCCCUAGUUAAGAAGUUGGUACUUUGUUAACCAGUGAACAACAUGGAAUAGUCCUUGAAAAUAUUCAGGGGAGGGAGGGGAAAAUUGGCUUUCUGUUAAAUUGGUAAUUGGCUAAUUCUCCAGUGGAGCACGGAUUUUGUUGAGAAUGUGUUUUUCUCUGGAUAUGUACAUGCGUUGCAGCACUGGCUUGUGAAGAGCUUCAUGAGUUCAGAGUGCAAAAAAGAUGAAUGGUAAAAUCCUGAUUUUGUUGAUUAAACUCAAUAAAAGCUCCCUGGAACUCCAGAUUGGUUUUGGUGUUUCUUUUAACAGUGCUAAGCAAAAAAAAAACCAAAGCAAUGCUGACCUUUUCUUCAUAGAAAGCCCUAGCGCAUGUCAACUAGCUUUGGAGAGAUGCCUAAAGAU